Alosa alosa (allis shad) is the source of this 3703-nucleotide messenger RNA. RefSeq names its product copine III (gene cpne3). Gene Ontology annotation, molecular function: receptor tyrosine kinase binding; calcium-dependent phospholipid binding. The record is from RefSeq and is a predicted model, not a curated record. Lineage: Eukaryota; Metazoa; Chordata; Actinopteri; Clupeiformes; Clupeidae. The coding region runs from base 132 to 1739 and encodes 535 amino acids. The transcript is spliced from 16 exons. Gene Ontology annotation, biological process: cellular response to calcium ion; ERBB2 signaling pathway. Gene Ontology annotation, cellular component: plasma membrane.
AGUCAUGGUAGACAUGUGAAGGUGUCCAGUUAGAUAUACCUAUUAUCUCGUUGCACACCGCAAUAGUUAUGCUAACCCGCUAGCUAUAGGUGGCUUUGGUAUGCGUAAUCCUUGCCAUUUGCUUGCUUGGCAUGGCGGGGCAGUGUGUGACAAAAGUGGAACUGACCGUAUCUUGUGAACAUCUGCUGGACAGAGAUGUAACAUCCAAGUCUGAUCCACUGUGUGUCUUGCUGAUGAACUCCUCAGAAUCACAGUGGUUUGAGGUGGGCCGCACUGAGAAGGUGCAGAACUGCCUCAACCCAAAGUUUGCCAAGAAGUUUAUGUUGGAUUACUACUUUGAGGUGGUACAGAAGGUUAAGUUUGGCAUUUACGACAUUGACAACGCAACAGUGGAUCUUGGUGAUGAUGACUUCCUUGGAGAGUUCGAGUGCACACUUGGUCAGAUCAUCUCUAGUAGUAAGCUGACUCGGCCACUGGUUCUAAAGAAUAAGAAACCUGCCGGCAAAGGAACCAUCACGGUCUCUGCUGAGGAGAUCAAGGACAACAGGGUGGUGAACUUUGAGGUGGAGGCUAGGAAGCUGGACAACAAGGAUUUCUUUGGGAAAUCAGAUCCUUACUUGGAGUUCUACAGACAGCUGGAGUCAGGGUGGCAGCUUGCACAUCGGACAGAGGUUGUGAAGAAUAAUCUGAACCCCUGUUGGAGACCCUUCAGAAUCCCUGUACAGAGUCUAUGUGGAGGAGAUAUGGACAAACCUAUUAAAGUGGAGUGCUACGACUAUGACAACGACGGGUCUCAUGACUUGAUUGGGAUAUUUGAAACAACGCUUACGCGCCUGACAGAGGCUUCACGCACAACACCGGCAGAAUUUGAGUGUGUGAACAUGAAGAAGAAGCAGAAGAAGAAGCACUAUAAGAACUCCGGAGUUGUCAGUGUCAAGCUGUGUGAGAUCGUGAAGGAGUACACGUUCCUGGACUACAUCAUGGGAGGGUGUCAAAUCAACUUUACGGUGGCGGUGGACUUCACCGGCUCCAAUGGUGACCCUCGCUCCCCUGACUCGCUGCACUACAUCAGUCCCAGUGGGGUCAACGAGUACCUGAGCGCCAUCUGGUCUGUCGGCAUGGUGAUCCAGGACUACGACAGUGAUAAACUGUUUCCUGCACUUGGGUUUGGAGCUCAGGUUCCCCCUAACUGGCAGGUCUCUCAUGAGUUCCCUCUGAACUUCAACGCCACCAGCCCGUACUGCCAGGGUAUUGAAGGCGUAGUGGAGGCCUACAGACUAUGCCUCCCCCAGGUGCGCCUCUACGGCCCCACAAACUUCUCCCCCGUCAUCAACCACGUGGCCAGGUUUGCUCACCAAGCAGCCAGUCAGAAGACGGCGUCGCAAUACUUUGUGCUGCUCAUCAUCACGGACGGUGUAAUCACAGAUCUGGACCAGACACGCUCAGCCAUCGUCAACGCCUCCCGUCUGCCCAUGUCCAUCAUCAUUGUUGGCGUGGGCGGCGCCGACUUCACCGCCAUGGAGUUCCUGGAUGGCGACGACGGCCGUCUACGCGCCCCCAGCGGCGAGACAGCCAGCCGAGACAUCGUGCAGUUUGUGCCUUUCAGAAACUUCCAGAACUCUCCAAAGGAGGCCCUGGCCCAGAGUGUUCUGGCUGAGGUCCCUGGUCAGCUGGUCACCUAUUUCAACAUGUCCAAGCUCACCCCGCCUUCUAAGCCUUCCCAGCCAACGCAGACCUGAGUUCCUACACGUUAAUAAAACCGCCCCGUGCCGAGGGAUGCCUUACCCCUGUCAAAGCUGAACCUUGUGAGCUGUCAAUCAAACCCCUCUCAAGGCAGCACACACAUAUACACCUCCUUUAUAUAACCCCUCCGACACUUGGUCUGCUAAAUGAACUGAAACCGGAGAAUCUGUGGUCCAUGUUUUAUAUGGUGUCCUCACACACACACACACACACACAUAUUACUUUUAAUACUCUAGCAUGUGCAUGCUACUCUCAGGCUUAAAAACGCAGUGGAAUAGGAAGGAUAUUCUUCCAGGCAAAAGGGUGAAGCGUUUCCUUUAGAGAAGUAAACAGAGUUGUCAAAGUAGCAGUUUUCAAACCGUUACCGUGAUAGCAGUUUGUUGCUUUCUUUUACCAACCUUGACCACAACAAGCAACCACCUCAACAUUUCAUCUCGCAUUCCGCCGCCCUCAUCUCAACAAUGCCAUACCAGCAGUUUAUACCCUUUAGCCUGCGGGCUAUGUGCUGGUUGUCGUACGCCAUACAACAAUGCACAGUAUGCAAAGCCAUCUGUAGAUAGACGUUAACCUAAUGUGACCCUCUAGCUUCAUGCAUUAGCUGGCUAAAGCCAUAUUCGCCUUAUUCACCCCGGCGGCCAGAACGAGGCUAAAGGGUACACUUGCCAUUACACCCAAGUUGUGAAAGUUGAGAGAGACUGAGUGAAGCCUGGUCUCAUCCUUGGGUUUCCGGAAAUGUGUUAACCAUUUAGAAAGUCUUGUUUUGCCAGGAGGGGCACCAGGGAAGGAGACUUGCAAAAUCCAUGAGUCUAAGGUUUACAGUAUAUUAGUUGUUUUAUUCAUUGUUUUUAAAAUUAGAUUAAAUUAAACGAGUCACCCACCAUAGCUUUAUAUAAACAAGUAUAGGCCAAUUUAUCAUACAUUAGUUCAGGGAAAAAACUAGUUGAUGUAACAUUUGAUUUGAUUGGUUACCUUUCCGACAUCUCUGCUGCUCCCUAGCUUUAGCACUGUGUAUAGUUCUCCACAAGGGGUCAGUCUUUAACCUCUAAUGGGCUUGGCCUUUAGUAUACAGUAUAUUUUUGAAAACUUUUUACGUGUCCACUUUACAUAUUUUGCUACAGGUAGUAGAUGCUAUAUAUUAUGACUUAAGUAUUAAUUGAGAGCAGUUGGGUAACAUAAGGUGCUUAUGUUUUUCGGUUCAACCGUUUUUACAAUAUGUAUUUUCAGUCAACUCUUUUUAUGUUAUUGUUUAUUCACAGCUUUUUAUAUGAUGUGCAGUUCAUAUGUAUUUGUUUAUCAACUGAAGGUUUCUUUGCACAGAAAUUUGGAAGGCAACAUGUGCACACACACACACACACACACACUGCUUAACCUUCAGCCAUCUACCAAAAGUGCCGGAAAUGGAAAAAGUCACAAUUAUACAGCUUUAUUUCACAGUACUUAUAUAAAUUUAUAUUAUACAUAUAAUUACAAGAACAUGUUAUGAAAAAUAGGCCUCCUCAAACAGUAAAUGUUUCUCUUAAUCAUGCGGUCUUUAUAUCUUUAGUUUAUUUAAUUAUAAUGGACUCAAUACGAUCUGCAACUGACUGUUAUUACGCCAUUAUUUCAUGGAUGAUGCCAUUACAGAUGAAUUUCCCUGAAUGCAUAACCUGGAUGUUAUAAGGAACCCUGAGUAAUCUUAUAUGUUCAAGAAAGACAUUCUGUUUGCAUAAUCUGCACAGCCCAUCUAAACAUGUAUUUAUGAUUGAUGUAUUAAGAAUGAUAAAUUAUGUUUAAUCUGAGCAUUAGAUACAAUAUCACAUGUAAUCUGGAUAUCACAAGAAAAUCAUCAUAUUUUAUCUGGACAUAAAACAAUUCUGUAUGAAGUUUUAUAUUUGGAAUACACCUUAGCUUGUAAAGUGGUUUGGUGGAAAAAACAAAUAACAACUAUGUAACAGACAAAAUAAAUGCAUUCUGUAAUUAC